AUGAAUCUAUUAGUCGAUACAGGCUCGACAAACGUGGUUCUGAAUGCGGGAAAAUACAGGCCAUCCAAUCAUUCGGUAAACACGAAUGAGUCUUUUGCCGUCGCUUAUGGAACCGCCCAGAGCAACGGCACCGGAUCGGCCUUUAUCAACGGCACGCUCUUUCAAGACGAAGUGACUCUUUCGGGACUCACGGUCGAGAAUCAGAUCCUCGGCGUCGCCGACGCCUCCGAGUCGUCAGCGAACUAUCCCCACGACGGUAUUAUCGGAUUUGGGGCACAACGCUUUGCAGCCGACAACGCUACGUCUUGGUUCCACAACCUCUGCGACAGCAACCUUGUGGAUGAAUGUCGUUUCGGACUUGCGCUCAACGACGCCACCUCUGGGUCGUUGGUCGUCGGCACGCUCGACAACGAUCUGUUCGAUGGUAAUUUGACUACCACGCCGAUCGCCGAGGAGUGGUUCACAUACGGUGACGUUGUUGUGGGAGGCCAGACGCUGCAGAAAGACGCGAUCGUUGAAUUCGACAGCGGUAGCGCUGCGAUUGUGGGGUAUAUACAGCUUCCUUCUGUGCUCCCUUCUCUUUCAACCCUAAGCGCACUAUAUAUACUGACAACUUCUCUGUGUCGUAGCCCAACUGACGCCGUCACCAAACUCUUCACCUCCCUCGGUGCUGGCAUCUCCUCCGAAUUGACACCUGGCGGCCCUCUCGUGACAGCGCAAGUAUCCUGCUCGAUCAACGCCAGCGUGGGAUUCCGGUUCCCGUCCAGCAAUGUGACGGCCAUGAAUACGAGCGUCAAGGCCCGGAUCUUUAGCAUUCCGAUCGAAAGUCUGUUGGUCCCUUCCACAAACGGGUCAAGCCCGAACUGCACUGUCGCGGUGGUCGGGCAAGAUUUUGCGGAAUUGCCGGGCUUGUGGGUGCUAGGUCAGACAUUCUUCCAGGGCAAAUACAUCGAUCACAAUCUCAACGAUAGGACCAUCGGUCUCGCCAACCUGAAGGCUUCGCCGUCCAACUCGAGUUCCGGUUCCUCUGGAUCUGGGUCCGACGGGGGCAGCGGUAGUGGGAAUUCUGCCUCGACGAACUCUGCUGCUGCUAGUCUUCGCGGUUCCCUCUAUUUGGGUUGCAGCCUGUUGAUCUGUUACUUUGCCUUUGGAGCUGUGGUGUUGUAA
Messenger RNA from Fonsecaea multimorphosa CBS 102226, 1167 nucleotides. RefSeq lists its product as uncharacterized. Lineage: Eukaryota; Fungi; Ascomycota; Eurotiomycetes; Chaetothyriales; Herpotrichiellaceae. The coding region runs from base 1 to 1167 and encodes 388 amino acids. The transcript has 3 exons. The record is from RefSeq and is a predicted model, not a curated record. Gene Ontology annotation, molecular function: aspartic-type endopeptidase activity. Gene Ontology annotation, biological process: proteolysis.